GCGAGGGGGGGGGCGCGGGCCGCGAUGGCCUCUUCCUGUGCGCGGCUCCGCCUCCCCGCGGCCCAGGGGCUCCGGCAGCCAAGAUGGAGGCGCUGAGCCGAGCCGGCCAAGAGAUGAGCCUCGCGGCCCUGAAGCAGCACGACCCCUACAUCACCAGCAUCGCCGACCUCACGGGCCAGGUCGCGCUCUACACCUUCUGCCCCAAGGCCAACCAGUGGGAGAAGACCGAUAUAGAAGGAACGUUAUUUGUAUAUCGAAGGUCAGCUUCACCUUACCAUGGUUUUACUAUUGUGAAUCGGCUCAAUAUGCACAAUCUAGUUGAGCCAGUGAAUAAAGAUUUGGAGUUUCAGCUUCAUGAACCAUUUCUUCUGUAUAGAAAUGCAAGCUUGUCAAUAUACAGUAUCUGGUUUUAUGACAAGAACGACUGUCACCGCAUAGCUAAGCUCAUGGCCAAUGUGGUGGAAGAGGAGACACGGCGGUCCCAGCAGGCUGCUCGGGACAAGCAGAGCCCCAGCCAGGCCAACGGCUGUAGUGACCACAGGCCCAUCGACAUCCUGGAGAUGCUCAGCAGAGCCAAGGAUGAGUAUGAGAGGAAUCAAAUGGGUGAUUCAAAUAUCUCCAGCCCUGGGCUACAGCCCAUUUCUCAGCUCUCCAAUCUGGGAAGCACCGAGACUUUAGAAGAGAUGCUGCCGGGGUCACAAGAUAAGUCUGCCCCAUCUGGACACAAGCAUCUUACAGUGGAAGAAUUAUUUGGAACCUCUUUGCCAAAGGAACAGCCAAUAAUUGUGGGUCUGGAUUCAGAAGAAGCGGACAAGCUUCCGGGCGAUGCCUCCCAGAAAGAGCCCAGCUCCUUCCUGCCGUUUUCCUUUGAGCAGCCGGGAGGGCCUUCUCAGUCAGAGAACCUGGGUGUCCAUGCUGCUGUCCACCACCAGCUCCAGCCUGACGUCACCACACCGGUGCUAAUCACUCCUGCCUCCAUCGCGCAGUCCAGUGAGAAGCAGGCCCCCAGCUAUACGGUGCCGUUGUGCCCAUUGCUCAGCCCCACGCUGCCUGCAGAAGCUCCUGCUGCCCAGGCUCCCCCCAGUUUACCUCGGAACACCACCCGGAUGCAGGCGGUGAAGACCACACCCAGGCAGAGGUCUCCGCUGCUGGGCCAGCCAGUCCCUGACCUGGGCCACCCCAGUCUGACUGCCGGCCCGAGCCCCUUCAGGACCCCCCUGGGUGUGACCAAUGCGGCUGGGCCGUGCCUGCCGAGUGUUGAUCUUCUCCAGAAACUCAGGUUGACCCCACAGCAUGACCAAAUACAGACACAGCCGCUUGCGAAAGGCGCAGUGGUGCCCGGCUUCUCGGCGUCGGCCAGCCAGCUGGCCACUCCUGAGAGCUUCAUCGAGCCCUCAUCGAAGACGGCGGCAGCCAGAGUGGUGGCCUCGGCCUCUUUGGGCAGCGUGGCGCUCACUCCCCUUCAGACUAUGCAGCAAAACCAGGAUCCUGAAGUCUUUGCCCAGUCUAAGGUGUUACCCAGUGCCAUGCCGGUUGCAGGUCCUCCACUGGCUACUGCAGCAACCACAGCAGUGUCUUCAGUCCUGCUGUCUCCCAGCGUUUUCCAGCAGACAGCUCCCAGGGCCACUGACCUUGAACGGAAAGCAAGUUCCCCUUCUCCCCUCACUGUCGGGACUCCGGAGAACCCGAGGAAGCCUCCCCUUAUCCUCAGCAAGUCACAGCUCCAGGACACGCUGAUACACCUGAUCAAGAAUGACUCCGGCUUCCUCAGUACCCUCCACGAAGUCUACUUACAGGUUCUGACCAAGAAUAAAGACAACCCCCUCAACCUAUGACUGGAGCCGGAGUGACACGAAGGCGGACUGGCGACCUCAGAAACAGACAGGCCUCAUCCUGGAAGCUUCUAAGCCGAACAUUGAGUUUUGAGAUUCCUGACAUUGAGCCUGUGAGAUAGACACUCGUCCCUUACGAAUGUUUUCCAAGUGACGUUCUCAGUGAUCAUGGAGGUUUCACUGUGAAGCAUCACCAGCAGACCUUUGUUUUGGCAGAAUCAAAAAUGGGCCGUUGCGUUGUGUGGGUGUUUUUAUCAGCUGUACACGAGUAUGUGAAAUGAGUCUGGUUUUCCCACUUCCUUCCACUUUCCAGAUCUUAGGAAAGAGUAGUCACCAGCCUUGCAGUAGUUAGGUUUCGGGCCAGCCACACCCCUCCCCACCUCCCGCCCCGGGGCGUCAGGCCCACGGUAAAGUUCUGAAUGAGGUUCUGAACAGAGAGAAGUGGGCACUGUGCAAGGAGCUGCCAGUGUUCAGGGUCAGAGUGAAAGCCAGCAAAUCGGAAACGAUCUUUGCAGGUGGCGUCUGUUUUUUAUGCGUGCCCAUUGGGCCUUAAAAGUUCUGGAAUUUCUUCCUUGUGUUUUGUUUUUAAGUGUUGCCAGCGCUGCAGCGCAGCACAGCAGACGCCGCCCUGGUCGUGCCCGUUAGCGCAUCCCUGCGAGCUUGUGCAGGCUCGGAGCGGGCAGUCAGAAUAGACGCGCAGGCUGGCUCCUGAAGCCUGGACACGAUCAGGAACCUGCACUUGACACUCGGGUAGUUUUGGACAUGUUACAUUUUGGUGUGGCGCAUGGCCUUAUUUUCCUUUCUCUCUAAACACAGAAGUCGUUGAUUGUUUUCCUUCAGCUUUCCUUCAGGCUUUUCUGACAGAAGGGACCAGUGGACCAAUCUGGACAAAGCCAUUCUGGUUCCAUUCGCUAAGUCUACUGAGAAUAGUUUUAGAGCUAUGCAGAAAAGGGAGCUAUUUCACACUGCCCUUAAUUGUGGGAGAUGGAAUCAAAAACAGAAGGGAAAUUCAGAACUUUACCAGUGUACCCUAGGCUGUGAGUACUUUUUUAGCCCCAGGUGUGAAAAUAUGUAAAGAUGCUUCGUUAUGCUGCUAUUGAUCCGCCAUGGUUUAUAUUUAUUCUUUUAUGGCAUGUAAUGGUGAUUAGUAAUAUUUUAAUGUAGAUUUUGAGUUAUUUCUGUAAUGGUAAUUUUAAGAUAAUUCUUUGAAUGAAAGUGUCUUCGUUUCUAUGAUACAGGUCAUUUUGUAGUAUUUAACCAAUUAAGAUGCACUGCUUACUUUUCUGAGCACUAUUUAAUGAUGGGGUAAAAACCCAAUUGGCUCAACCAGCUAGCGUAAGAAUUAGCUGUGAAUAAUGCUGACAGAUAUGGUGGUUCCUUGGGAACAAUCAUUUAAGCUUUAAUGGUAACUCAAUCAUAAGUCCAUAGAUUUUUUUUUUCCUAGCUAAAAUUUUUUAAAGAAUACUUGUGAAUUAUACUCAUUUUAGUUUGGUCUUUAGUGUAAGGAAUCCUUUGCUUGAUUGGCUCUUUUAAUCUAAACGUGCUUCCUUGACUUUCCUGCUUCUCAGUCCCAUGUUUCCUAUUGCUGUCUGCCUAGUAAUGUGUAAAUUGUGCACAGGUCAGGGAAGCUUACAAGUUUUCAUGCUCACUAGGAUUAGUUUUUAAAGGUGGUGUGGAAAAUUCAGCAACCAAAAAUGACUUGCUCAUGCAUCCCCGGGAAAGCUGCCAAAGGUCAGGAGUGCCGCUGACCCCAGGCAGUGGGUGGGAGCCCUUUGACUGGCCCCGGGGAGAGGCCGGACCAGGUGGGGUGAUCACACCCAAAGUGUAGUCUCGUGGGCUUGGGUGAGUGGAAGAAUCAAGGGAUUCUUGUUACAGUAGACAUUUAAAUGAUAUUGAGUGUGUAUAAUAUUAUGAGCGUUUAAAGCAAAUACCCUAACAAGGGUCUGUAAUCAAAUCUGUUACUUUCCAGUCUUCAGUUCCAGGAGUGAAUAAUGCAGGAUGAUAAAGAGGAUCUAUGAUAAGGUUGGCUCAGUGUGAGAGUAAAUUCUUAAGUGCCCGAGUCAUGGAGAUUUGAAAAGGGUAACCUGGUUUCAGCUCCCAAGUUUUUAUAUUCAAACCAUUCACUUCAAAUUCAGAAGCCCAAGUUCACCAUCGUCAUUCCUGGAUGUUCAGGCUCAGAGUCAGGCCAACCUUGGUCAAUUGCAGUUGGAUUAACCCUGGCCCAGUAGUCACAGUUCAGUUGCCUUAUUCCUCAUUCAGGCUUACUCUCCAGAACCUCAUGCUAGCACAGGUUGCAUGUUUACAUUGCUGCAGUGUCUUUACUGUGACCUUAAUUUGAAAUCUUAGUUGAAUCAGAAUGGACACCCAAACAGAGCUGCUUCUUGCUGAGUCCUGCAGAGCUUCAGGGGCCUGCUUAGGCCACCGCACACCCCUUCCGCACCCCCUAAGCAGGUGGUCCUGUGCUUCUUUUCUUGUAGUUUCUGGGCUGCACCCAGAUUGGAUGCCUGCACCUCCUUGUUCCUUUGCAGCACAAGCUCCUCCUCACUCUGGGGCUUUCCUGAGUGAGCUGGAACUUUGGACCCAGAGUUGCAGUGUAACUCUCAGGCUCAGGAGAAGCUCUGGGGCCACGGCCAUCCCAUCGCAGGGGCUGGGGGGGAUAUUUUGAGAAGAAGCCAAGUUGACCUGGAUUCUUCUCCACCAGAGAGCGCACAGGCCUGGUUUAGAAAAUGUCUGGCCAGAUUUCGCAUGUCAAGCCUUUGUUCCUUUUCUGCCGAUGUUCCCUUGUAAAAGUCACUGAAUCCUCUACUAGGUAUAUACGUUUAAACCAUGCAGCUUUAUUACUCUCCUCCCCCAAAGAAUGUAGUUUGAAAUUUUCUCAUUUUGAUAGUAGAGGCCAUAACUGCCAUUGUAUUACUAAUAAUGCAACAUGAAAUUGAAGGUGCCUAACUGCUUAUAACACAAAAUCAGCCAUCAUAUCUGUAACUCUUGUCACAAUGGAGAAACACGGAGGAGCAAGCGGGCACACGGGCAUGGUGGGGUCAGUCCAUGUAAGUGAAGACAAGGAACCACGGGACCCCGUGUCCUGCGUUCUUGCUGCACAUUUGCUGCUGAGCACGAUUUUUGCUUACCUGUCUCGGUAGUCUUGGGUUGUAUUCAAAGUACCUUCUGGAGCCAACAGUGCCCUGUGUUGUCAGGUGUCUAAAGUUUUAAGACCUGAACCAAGUCAAACAACUCACCCCAGAAGGCUGUGCUUGGGAACAUUUCCCUUCAGCCGGGGCUCGAGGAGCCUGUUUCUCAGCCACUCCAGCAGGAGAGGUGUGUGCAAUGUUCCAUUCGGUGUUGUAUUUCACGUCUUCGCUUGAAACGCUAAGAUGAUGCAAUAUUGUUCACUUUGAAUGGGGAAAAUGCAAGGUUGUGUUUCCCUUUUAUCUGUGUGAUUCCUUAAGAAAGUGUUUUUUAACUAUGUGUUCUAAAUGGUUUUCUAGUCUGUAUUUCUGCUUUGGCAUUGUGGUUCUCAUGACUUUCGUUGUGCCAGAUUCUCAGCUCCCUGGAAGGGAGGCCGAGAAGACCUGGAAUUGCAGCAAGAUUUUUGUUCCACAAGCGCAAUACUGCAUCACUAACAUUUUUAACGGUAUGAAUUUUAUACCAUCUGUGUAUGUUUGCAAAUAUUAAGUUAUUACAUGUUUUCAAAUGAGCAUUUUUCAUCCUAAAUUUUAUAUGUUUGCAAAUAUAUUUUUUUAAUAAAAGUUCAAAACCAACUUUUAGCACCU
Messenger RNA from Sorex araneus (European shrew), 5602 nucleotides. RefSeq names its product decapping mRNA 1A (gene DCP1A). The transcript is spliced from 10 exons. Gene Ontology annotation, biological process: positive regulation of catalytic activity; deadenylation-independent decapping of nuclear-transcribed mRNA; deadenylation-dependent decapping of nuclear-transcribed mRNA. The record is from RefSeq and is a predicted model, not a curated record. Gene Ontology annotation, cellular component: P-body. The coding region runs from base 84 to 1835 and encodes 583 amino acids. Lineage: Eukaryota; Metazoa; Chordata; Mammalia; Eulipotyphla; Soricidae. Gene Ontology annotation, molecular function: mRNA binding; enzyme activator activity.